AUGGGAAAGAAGAAACCAGAUGAGGCUGGAAAUAAUAUGAAGGCCAAGUCGAGCACUAAAGAAAAGCUCUCAGUCUCUGCAAUGCUUGCCAGCAUGGACCAGAAGCCUGAUAAAUCAAAAAAAGGAUCUUCUAUGUCAAGCUCGACUUCUAACAAGCCCAAAUCAAAAGCACCUCCAAAACCAUCAUCUUAUACUGAUGAUAUUGAUCUCCCUCCUUCUGAUGAUGAAGAUGAUGUUGAGGAAGAGCAACAACAGAAUGAGGUCCUCAAACAGCCAAGCAGGCGUACUAGAAGUGAUGGAAAGCCUCUUGAAAUUGCCGAGGCCCUCAAGGAUGAUCGUGAUGCUUUUACUGUUGUAAUUGGUAGCCGGACUUCUAUUCUUGAUGGACAAGAUGACGCCGAUGCUAAUGUCAAAGAUAUAACAAUUGAUAACUUCUCUGUGGCUGCUCGUGGCAAAGAACUCUUGAAGAAUGCAUCUGUGAAGAUAUCUCUUGGAAAGAGGUAUGGAUUGGUUGGACCAAAUGGGAUGGGUAAGUCUACCCUAUCGAAACUCCUUGCUUGGAGAAAGAUACCCGUUCCUAAAAACAUAGAUGUACUUUUGGUUGAACAGGAGGUCGUCGGUGAUGAUAGAACAGCACUUCAAGCAGUUGUUUCAGCCAAUGAAGAACUUGUCAAGAUUCGACAAGAGGUUGCAUCCUUGCAGAAUAUAUCUGCUGACACCAAUGAAGAUAAUGAAGAUGAUGAUCGCGAUGGGGAUGACGUGGGUGAGAAGCUUGCUGAAUUGUACGAAAAGUUGCAGCUGCUGGGGUCGGAUGCUGCAGAGGCUCAGGCUUCUAAAAUUCUUGCUGGAUUGGGUUUCACUAUGCAGAUGCAGGGCUGUGCUACCAAGUCCUUCAGUGGUGGUUGGAGGAUGAGAAUUUCUUUGGCCAGGGCACUUUUUGUUCAGCCAACUCUUUUGUUGCUGGAUGAACCCACCAAUCAUCUUGACCUCAGAGCUGUUCUCUGGUUGGAAGAGUACUUGACCCGGUGGAAGAAAACCCUUGUUGUUGUUUCGCACGAUCGGGAUUUUCUUAAUACAGUUUGCAAUGAAAUUAUUCAUCUCCACGACUUGAAAUUACAUUUCUAUCGUGGAAAUUUCGACGAUUUUGAAAGUGGAUAUGAGCAGCGUCGUAAAGAGAUGAACAAAAAGUUUGAGAUUUAUGACAAGCAGGUAAAAGCUGCGAGGAGGUCUGGUAAUCGUGCUCAGCAGGAGAAGGUCAAGGAUCGAGCAAAAUUUGCUGCUGCGCAGCAUCUAAGAACAAGUCUAAGGGAAAGGUUGAUGAGGAUGAGCCUUUAUCCGAAGCGAGAGGAUUUUAAGCUCUCCAACGUUGAUGUUGGCAUUGAUAUGGGGACUCGUGUUGCUAUUGUUGGGCCUAAUGGAGCAAGCAGGAGGCAGUUCGUGCAAAGCUCGGAAAACGAGCCAACAAAUCAUUUGGAUAUGCAGAGCAUUGAUGCACUGGCAGAUGCACUUGAUGAGUUCACUGGGGGAGCUGUCCUGUCUGCAGCAUGGGCGAGAGGAAGCGGUAAAUUUGCUAAAAGUGGCUUCGAUAACAAAAAAAUUAACAGCAAAAUAAUGGCGUCAAUGGCUGGCACGUCUCAAUUCACCAUUGGAGGAUUCAAUUCUCUUUCUCUAUCCUCUACUCAGUCUCUUCAAAAUCGAAUUCUCACUCUUUCCCAGCUUCCCUAUUGUGUUUCAAAUUUCACGCGCCACCGCAAUGCUGGCGGCGAAAGAAUGUCCGGCAAAGCCCUAUCGAGAUAUUGUGGGUGUACUAAGAUUCGGGCUAUGUCAUCCGGUUCGUUCGGAUCCCGAUUGGAGGAAAGUGUGAAGAAGAUUGUCACUGAGAACCCAGUUGUUGUUUACUCCAAAACUUGGUGCUCGUACUCUUCGGAGGUAAAAUCAUUGUUUAAGAGGCUUGGCGCGGAGCCGCUUGUUAUUGAAUUGGACCAAAUGGGUCCCCAAGGACGACAACUGCAGAAGACUCUGGAGAGGCUUACUGGACAACAUACUGUUCCAAAUGUUUUUAUUGGUGGGAAACACAUUGGUGGUUGCACAGAUACUGUCAAAUUACACCGUAAAGGAGAACUUCGAUUGCUGCUAUCAGAAGCUGGAGCCACUAAGAUGCAGAGCUAG
This is a messenger RNA of Fraxinus pennsylvanica, 2169 nucleotides long. NCBI's taxonomy places the organism in Eukaryota, Viridiplantae, Streptophyta, Magnoliopsida, Lamiales, Oleaceae. The record is from the annotation of a GenBank genome assembly.